Molecule: messenger RNA, 855 nt
Organism: Ooceraea biroi (clonal raider ant)
Lineage: Eukaryota; Metazoa; Arthropoda; Insecta; Hymenoptera; Formicidae
Product: acyl-CoA-binding domain-containing protein 6
Molecular function (GO): fatty-acyl-CoA binding; protein binding
Source: RefSeq, a predicted model, not a curated record
UUUAAUUGAACGAGCUGCAAAACUACGAACGAUGGCCGAGAGCGAGCUAGCCUCGACGGAUCUGAAGGAGACGUUUGAUAGAGCCGCCAAGUAUCUGCAAACCUUGGUCCCCGAGUUGGACUCGGCUCAGCUGCUCGGAUUUUACGGUCUGUACAAACAGGCGACCGUAGGCCUGUGCGACGUACCGCGGCCCAAUUGGUACCAGGUGCAAGCGAAGCACAAAUGGGAGGCGUGGAAGAAUCUGGGUGACAUGAGCCGCGAGACCGCGAUGACAAGUUACGUUCACGCGAUCGCGCAGAUAAAUCCAUCGUGGGAGACGGAGGCACAGGCCGACUCGUCGAGGUGGACCUCUGUCAGCAAGCUGUCGAACACCGACGUAGAACUGGGGGACGCGGAUAAGACGUUUCUGGACUGGGUGAAGGAGGGUAACGAGACGCGGGUGUGCGAGAUCCUGAGCGGCGAACCCACGCUGGUGAACACGCUGGACACGGACGGGUUGCUGCCCAUACACUGGGCCGCGGAUCGGGGCCACGUCGACGUUAUGGCGCGUCUGAUCGGGAGUGGCGCGGACAUGAAUUCACAGGAUCGCGACGGACAGACGCCGCUGCAUUACGCGGCGAGUUGCGGCCACGCGGAAGCAGUCAAGUAUCUACUUUCGCUCGGGGCGCGAUCCAUGGCGGAUAACGACGGCAUGACACCCAAAGACGUCGCCGACGAGCAGCUCGCAGCUCUUUUAUAACGCCAUACGCUACUGUUAUGUAUAAUACCAUGCAGCACGCUGCAUGACGCAACACACGCGCGAUACUGUUUUAUUCUCUUACAACAUUAUUAAUAAAUGCGUGAUGAUGCGUGAAA